GAUGAUUUUCGGGAAAUGGAAGACAAAAACAAAAUAUCUCACCACACCAAUAAUGGAAAGAUUUAUCAUUGUUCAGACAAUGAAAAAUCACCAAAAACGUUUAAGUCUAGGAAAAGAUGAAUUCUCGGUGUAG
Racocetra persica is the source of this 133-nucleotide messenger RNA. The record is from the annotation of a GenBank genome assembly. Lineage: Eukaryota; Fungi; Glomeromycota; Glomeromycetes; Diversisporales; Gigasporaceae.